CGGGGAGAGGGGUGUGGCGAGUUGUAGGCGAUGGGCGUGGCUGCUGCGGAGCGGAGCACGCCGGAAGUUGUAGUUCCCGGGCGAGGCGGCGGGCUGCCCCACGCCGAGCUCGGGCCUCACCCGGAUGGCGGCUGCGACGCGCGGCUGCCGGCCCUGGGGCUCGCUCCUCUGGCUGCUCGGGCUGAUCUCGGCCGCGGCCGUCGCCUGCGACCUGGCUUCUCUGCGCUGCAGCUUGGGCGCUUUUUGCGAAUGCGACUUCCGGCCCGACUUGCCGGGUCUGGAGUGUGACCUGGCUCAGCACCUAGCCGGCCAGCAUCUGGCCAAGGCGCUGGUGGUGAAGGCGCUGAAGGCCUUUGUGUGGAACCCAGCCCCCACCAAGCCACUGGUCCUCUCCCUGCACGGCUGGACCGGCACCGGGAAGUCCUAUGUCAGCUCCCUGCUGGCGCACUACCUCUUCCAGGGUGGUCUCCGCAGCCCCCGCGUGCACCACUUUUCUCCCGUCAUCCACUUUCCCCACCCCAGCCACAUCGAGCGCUAUAAGAAGGAUCUUAAGAGCUGGGUCCAAGGGAACCUCACUGCCUGUGGCCGCUCCCUCUUCCUCUUUGAUGAGAUGGACAAGAUGCCCCCAGGUCUGAUGGAAGUCCUGCAGCCUUUUCUGGGCUCCUCCUGGGUUGUAUACGGGACCAACUAUCGAAAAGCCAUCUUCAUCUUCAUCAGCAACACGGGUGGCGAGCAGAUCAACCAGGUGGUACUGGAGGCGUGGCGCAGCCGCCGGGACCGCGAGGAGAUCCUCCUGCAGGAGCUAGAGCCGGUCAUUACCCGCGCAGUGCUGGACAACCCGCUCCAUGGCUUUUCACGCUCGGGCAUCAUGGAAGAGCACCUCCUAGACGCAGUGGUGCCCUUCCUCCCGCUCCAGCGGCACCAUGUCCGGCACUGUGUGCUCAACGAGCUGGCCCAGCUGGGCCUGGAGCCAAGGGAUGAGGCUAUCCAGGCUGUGCUGGACAGCACCACCUUCUUCCCUGAGGAUGAGCAGCUUUUCUCCUCCAACGGCUGCAAGACCGUGGCCUCCCGAAUCGCCUUCUUCCUCUGACUCCCCAGGUGGUGUCCUUGUCCUCCCCUCAUGGCCAGGCCAUGCAGCAAAGGCCUGGGGCCUCUGUCACAGGGACCCAGAGCACCAAGUGAGAUGAAGAAAUGUCAGCUAGGCCACGGGACAAACGACUAGGAAGGGCUCUGGCCUCUAAACUGGCUCGAGAGCAUCUUGGCCGCUGCCGCCUUCCCCAGGGAAACUCCUGGUCACCCCAGAACCUCACGGAGCCUUGACCUUGCCUACAGCCUGAGCCUUCUUACUGUGAAUUAUAACUCAGGGACUGUGGCUCGUGGCGGCACUCCCUCCUCAGUCUGCCUCCUUGGUCAGGCACCAUACCCCCUCCCCUCCGCCCUGCACCCUCUGUUUGUAUCAUCAAGCCAGGUGGAGACUUCUCAGUUUCCAGAAAUGGAGUGACUCAAGCUACCACUUGGGCCUGGUUUUAGAAGUUUUUAAUUUUAUAAAAGAAGAGAAUAAAUAUAAUAAACUCAGCUAUGGGACCAGA
Messenger RNA from Callithrix jacchus (white-tufted-ear marmoset), 1589 nucleotides. It is a transcript of the gene TOR2A, whose product is annotated as torsin family 2 member A. Gene Ontology annotation, molecular function: ATP binding; ATP hydrolysis activity. The record is from RefSeq and is a predicted model, not a curated record. Gene Ontology annotation, cellular component: endoplasmic reticulum; endoplasmic reticulum lumen; nuclear envelope. NCBI's taxonomy places the organism in Eukaryota, Metazoa, Chordata, Mammalia, Primates, Cebidae.